AUGGUGCUUUUGGACUCGGUUGUACUCCCCGUUGGGCUCUAUUACCUCCUGACCAGAACAACGACGUGGUCGUCUACGACUAUCUUCAGUGUCUUGACUGUGACUUUAUUCGGAACAUUUGUGACCGAGUCCUUACAGAGAUCGUGGCAUCUGUGGCGGAAGAAAUCCAGCUGUCGCGUUCCGAACGCAGGCCGCUACUAUUUUGAUUUCACCCACUGGAACGUCCUCGUCUCCUGGGUCAUCAUCAUCGCCGAACUCGUUAUCGGAACCAUUCCCGACCCACCCUGGAUGCGCAUGCUCGCCAUGCCCGUGCCUUCGGUCUUUUUCAUCUUCGCCCUCGAGAUGCUAGUUUUCGAGGCCCUGUACGUCUUUGAGAAACCCGCCCCAUUCCGCAUCUCCUCUAUCCAGAAAGGCGAGCCAAUGCGUCCCGCCAUCUAUCCUCUUCUGGAAGACAUCAUCGCGGUAGACGGCAAAGGAGGGACCAGGUUCCGAGGCCGCCUAGAUCAGCGGUACAAGGCCAGUCCACCCUUUCGUGGUUUGCUGCAUCGAGUAACGAUGCUAUGGGCGGUUCCUCAAGUGAUGGUGGCGGGGGGAACGUUAGCGGGAAUUGUGAUUGCGGACCAUGAGCUGGCUUACACGGUA
Messenger RNA from Penicillium canescens, 642 nucleotides. RefSeq lists its product as uncharacterized. The record is from RefSeq and is a predicted model, not a curated record. The annotation marks the transcript as partial. The transcript has 3 exons. Lineage: Eukaryota; Fungi; Ascomycota; Eurotiomycetes; Eurotiales; Aspergillaceae.